Molecule: messenger RNA, 1903 nt
Organism: Eucalyptus grandis
Lineage: Eukaryota; Viridiplantae; Streptophyta; Magnoliopsida; Myrtales; Myrtaceae
Product: aspartyl protease family protein 2
Exons: 1
Coding region: 142-1599 (485 amino acids)
Biological process (GO): proteolysis
Molecular function (GO): aspartic-type endopeptidase activity
Source: RefSeq, a predicted model, not a curated record
AGAAAACCCCCGCUUUUCAAAUUCUCCUUUGCAUCCUCCAUUAUUUAUUACUAACUCUCGCUCCCCUGGUCUUCCUUAUCGCCAUCUCUGCAAAGCCCCUCCUUCCUCUUCCGCUUGGCAGAGGGAUCGAAGAGGAGAGCCAUGGAAAGAGGCAAGAACGCCCUGCUCCUCCUCCUCUCCAUCUUCGCCGCCUCCCUCCUCCUCCCCGCCCUCUCCGCCCCCGCCCAGCUCCAGCCGCUCGUCCUCCGCCCCCUCCCGUCCCGUCCCGCCCCCGCCUCGUGGCCGGAGUCCGAGGCCGCCGCCUCCUUGUCGUCCGAGACCGAGGCCGAAUCUGACUCCGCCGCCACCACCAGUCUCUCCGUGGAGCUGCAGCACGUCGACGCCCUGUCCUUCAACCUCACCCCGCAGGCCCUCUUCCACCUCCGCCUCCAGAGGGACGCCUCCCGCGUCCAGUCCAUCUCCGACCUCGCCGUCGCCGCCGCCGCCGCUCCCGCUGGCAACGUCAGCCGCCCUCGCCUGGGGUUCAGCAGCUCCGUCGUGUCCGGGCUCGCCCAGGGGAGCGGCGAGUACUUCACCCGCCUCGGCGUCGGCACCCCGCCCCGCUACGUCUACAUGGUCCUCGACACCGGCAGCGACGUCGUGUGGAUCCAGUGCGCCCCCUGCCGGAAAUGCUACUCCCAGACCGACCCCGUCUUCGACCCCUCCAAGUCCACCUCCUUCGCCGCCAUCCCCUGCUCCUCCCCGCUCUGCCGCCGCCUCGACUCCCCCGGCUGCAACCAGCGCCGCCGCUGCCAGUACCAGGUCGCCUACGGCGACGGCUCCUUCACUCUCGGCGAGUUCUCUAGCGAGACCCUCACCUUCCGCCGCACCCGGGUCGGCCGCGUCGCCCUCGGCUGCGGCCACGACAACGAGGGCCUCUUCAUCGGCGCCGCUGGGCUGCUGGGCCUCGGCCGCGGGAGGCUCUCCUUCCCGGCGCAGGCCGGCCGCCGGUUCAACAACAAGUUCUCCUACUGCCUCGUGGACCGGUCCGCCUCCUCCCGGCCGUCCUCCGUCAUCUUCGGCGACAACGCCCUGUCCCGGCCCGCCCGGUUCACCAAGCUGCUGACGAACCCCAAGCUCGACACGUUCUACUACGUGGAGCUCCUCGGGAUGAGCGUCGGCGGCGCGCGCGUCCGCGGCAUCACGGCCUCCCUCUUCAAGCUGGACGCCGCGGGCAACGGCGGGCUCAUCGUCGACUCCGGCACGUCCGUGACCCGCCUGACCCGGCCCGCCUACAACGCGCUCCGGGACGCGUUCCGGGCCGGGGCGUCGGGCCUGAAGCGGGCCCCGGACUUCUCCCUCUUCGACACGUGCUUCGACCUGUCGGGGAAGACGGAGGUGAAGGUGCCGACGGUGGUGCUGCACUUCCGGGGCGCCGACGUGUCCCUCCCGGCGUCGAACUACCUCAUCCCGGUGGACAGCCAGGGGACGUUCUGCUUCGCGUUCGCGGCCACCAUGAGCGGGCUGUCAAUCAUCGGCAACAUCCAGCAGCAGGGAUUCCGGGUCGUGUUCGACCUGGCGGGCUCCCGGGUCGGGUUCUCUCCACGUGGUUGCGCCUGAGCGAUUGUCUCGCAUGUGCGGAGUCGGUAAUCGUGGGACCCACCCACCCCCGGUCCUUUUUUUUUUUUCUCUUUUUUCUUUCCUUUUUUCCGGAAAAGCAGAAAUGUCUGUUGGAAUUUAGCAGGAACAGGACGCAGGAAAAGUUUUUCCCUUUUCUCGCCCUCCACCCUUUUAUUCCUCUUUUCUUUUUCUUUAUUUCGAGAAAAUGUUUUUAGUUUGUCGUGUUAUGAUUAUAUAAAUUAAGCUGGGCGAAGCAAAUAUUGGAAAUUACAAAGACGGGCCUUCGCCGACCUGCUCAAGAAUU